GGGCUGGGGCCGGCAGGGAGCUGGAUUCUGCGCGUCCGCAGCCCCGGGGAACCGACAUGGCCCACGAGCGUCCCGCCAGCGCCCUGGAGCCCGAGCUCGUCCAGCGGUUGUUGCUCUCCUGCCGGGAGGCCAAGAAGUCCGCCUACUGUCCCUACAGUCACUUCCCCGUGGGGGCCGCGAUCCUCACUCGGGACGGGAGGAUCUUCUCCGGGUGCAACGUAGAGAACAUCUGCUACCCUCUGGGCGUCUGUGCGGAGCGGACCGCGAUCCAGAAGGCCAUCUCAGAAGGACACAGAGAAUUCAGGGCAAUUGCUAUCUCCAGUGACCUGCAAGAUGACUUUAUCUCACCCUGCGGAGCCUGCAGGCAAGUCAUGAGAGAGUUUGGCACCAACUGGUCUGUCUACAUGACCAAGCCGGAUGGCACGUAUGUUGUCAGGACAGUCCUGGAGCUGCUUCCUGCCCCCUUCGGAUCCUUAGGCUGGCAUAAGAUCCAGUGAAGGUCGGAAAAGGCCCACUGCAUGGAAGAGCCUGAGUUUCCACGUGUGCUUAAGGGGACAGCUGCCUGGAGAACUUCACGAAGAUGUUCUCACAGACCUGGGGACAUCUGCCAAACGGGCAGGGCUGGCAGAGAUGGCUUUUCCAAAUUACACUCGAACACGGCGAUCUUCACUGAAGUGAUAAAGUGUUUCAUUCCGUCCUGGGCCAUCAUCCCUCCCGGCAGCCCACCUUGUCCUUCCUGGGGCAGGAGCACCCAUCCCUUCCUUUCCUUCCUGCAGGCCCUCCAUAAAAUUCCAGCCAAGUCUGGACCGCUUCCCCAUCAGCCUUCCCAAGGUUCUAUCCUGUUCUGAGCAACUUUUCUAAUUAUAGACAUCACAGAACACCCGGA
This is a messenger RNA of Callorhinus ursinus (northern fur seal), 886 nucleotides long. It is a transcript of the gene CDA, whose product is annotated as cytidine deaminase. Gene Ontology annotation, cellular component: cytosol. Gene Ontology annotation, molecular function: cytidine deaminase activity; zinc ion binding. Lineage: Eukaryota; Metazoa; Chordata; Mammalia; Carnivora; Otariidae. The record is from RefSeq and is a predicted model, not a curated record.